GAAGUUCAAAGCCACAAUUCCUGUGUAACAUUCAACUCCGUUAGUUCACUUUCAUCUUUUUAAAAGAGUAAUAAUUUGGGGGGGGGGAUUCCUUUUCAUAGCCUCAAUGUCUGAAGAGGUUACUUACGCAGACCUCAAUUUUCAGGACUCCGGUAGAAAGAAAAGUAUCCAGGAGUUUGACACAGUUGGAAUCAAAGUUUACAUAACUUUGAAGAAAGAAAUGAGAAAAUUGAAUAAACUACAAAACAUCAAAGAAGAACUUCAGAGAAAUGUUUCUGUACAAUUGAUGCAUAGCAUGAAUAGUUCCCAGAUGAUCAAGAACCUAUCUCUCACGCUGCAAGAAAUAGCCACCAAAUUAUGUCAUGAGCUUUACCAAAGAGAACCAGAGCACAAAUGUAAACCUUGCCCAAAGAAGUGGAUAUGGCACGAGGACAACUGUUACCUAGUAACUAAGAAUUAUGUAACAUGGCAAAAGAAUGCCAUGUUCUGUUCUGCUCAAAAUGCCAGCCUAUUGAUGAUUAAGAACAAAAGUGUAUUGGAAUUUGUAAAAUCCAGGAACUUACGUAGAUACUGGCUGGGGUUAUCUCCCAGAAAAUAUUAUGGAGAUUACAAGAUAGUGGAUGAGACAAUUUUCUCCUCUGACUGGUUUGUACAAAAUACAAAGGACGUCGAUGACACCAUGUUUUGUGGAUAUAUAGACACAAUAUAUGUUUCCUAUACACUCUGCUCUGACUCAAAGAAUAUUAUAUGUGAGAAGCUGGCUAACCCAGUGAAGAUUGAGAACACACUAAUGAGUGAAAUACCAGAUGAAAAAUAUGAUUAGUGCAAGUAAUUUGCUAUUAUGCUGCCAUUUAAGCAACUGCACGGAGCAUACAUCUUGUGGCCCACACAAAUGGAGUACAGAUGCUAUGAGACUAAAUCUCUGCCUCUCUCCUAACCAUGUACAUUUGUAAACUUUCUUUCUCCUCAUUGGCUAUGGAACAGGAGCCUAAAGUCAUACCUUAUCAUCUAGAUACAGGCUCAAUUUAUGUUGAGCAUGAAUUCAGUGGGUUGGGUGAAUAUACAGAAAACUGAAGCUAACUUUUCCCGCUUUUCCAGAAAUACCAAGGCAAAUACCCACCUUAUAGAACAUCAGGGAAAAUGAAAACUAGGAAUUAAUUAUAUCGAAAGGAUAAUACAUCCCGAGCAACUGGAAUUUAUGCUGGUAAUACUGUGGUAGGGUCCCCUCCCUAAGGAGAGAGAAAAAAAGUAACCUGGCUAUGCGCCUACGUGACAAUAUCCCUCAUGACCUUGUAAACUGAGACUACUUAAUCGACUAUAUGUUUGUUUGUGUUGCCGUAUAUGGGAAACAGAGAAAUAGAAAAUGUAUAGAAAACUAUGCCACAUGACGUUCGGUGCUCAGUUCUUCGGUUAUGAACCAAACUGAGCAGUGCUGGCACGAAUAAAGUUGCUUCCUGGAAAUUCAAAA
This is a messenger RNA of Puma concolor (puma), 1468 nucleotides long. RefSeq names its product C-type lectin domain family 12 member A (gene CLEC12A). NCBI's taxonomy places the organism in Eukaryota, Metazoa, Chordata, Mammalia, Carnivora, Felidae. The record is from RefSeq and is a predicted model, not a curated record. Gene Ontology annotation, molecular function: signaling receptor regulator activity.